Sinocyclocheilus grahami is the source of this 1550-nucleotide messenger RNA. It is a transcript of the gene cnsta, whose product is annotated as consortin, connexin sorting protein a. NCBI's taxonomy places the organism in Eukaryota, Metazoa, Chordata, Actinopteri, Cypriniformes, Cyprinidae. Gene Ontology annotation, molecular function: connexin binding. Gene Ontology annotation, biological process: positive regulation of Golgi to plasma membrane protein transport. Gene Ontology annotation, cellular component: transport vesicle; plasma membrane; trans-Golgi network. Bases 66 to 1550 code for a protein of 494 amino acids. The record is from RefSeq and is a predicted model, not a curated record. The transcript has 9 exons.
GUUGAGUGGCUGAGAGGCCUGCAGGGGUUCGAGUGGAUCUUCAUGCUCUCUGUCAGCGGGACCUCAUGGACGACGGACAGUGGCAGAGCGACGGCCCAGUGAGGCGGGGAGGAGUAACCGACCCUGACCUCCUAAAUGACUCUGACUCCAGCCGCAGCCCAGACGAAAACCAGGACCGACUGGUGGAGGAAGCGGAGGAGGUCGAACAGGGGCCCCGUGGUGGACAGAGGCCCCUCCGACAGGAUAAUACUAAUAACAACGGUGAUGACGAAGAUUAUGAUAGCUCCAAGGUAGAGGACGAGGAAGACGAGGAGGAGGAAGAGGUGGAUAGUAACAGUGGCGCAUACUCUCCAGAGCUGGAUGGACACAUCCGAGACUCACCAACACCCAGCCCCAGUCCCACAGUGUCAGAGGGGCUUGUGAGCCCUGAAGGGACGCCUCACGGUGAUGCUGGAUCACCCCAGGGCUUCGCUCGCUCCCUGGUGGCGUCUCUCCAGGAGCUGGGGGAGCAGGGAGACCACCCUCUUCUGCCACAGUGCCUCCAUCAGAUUGCAGAGUCAUAUGUGCGUGAGGAGGACUAUGAGAGAGCAGUCAGGUUCAUACAGUUAGAGAGACUCUAUCACGAACGUCUGCUGUCUAACCUUGCCGCCCUACAGCAGCAGUGGGAGAGGAGAUGGAGUUUGGUUGGCCAGUGUCAGGACGGUCCAGAAGACAGAGACGGUGACCUGGAUGCUGAACACCUGGAGAAACUGAGACACAUCUGCAGAACGCACAGACAACCUGCAUGGAGCGUUGAGAAAUGUGAGCUGUCCAAAGUGCAAAGGAACAGUGUGAUCAGAGAAACACAGGGAGGAGAGCAAAACCUGAACACGCAAGAGCUUUCAUGCAGCUCAGGGAAGGCUAUGGAGGAUCAGAGUACAUGUGAGGCACAACAGGAAGUCAUCCAGCCUGACGAUUGUAGCAGCACUGCCCCACAAUCCCUCCAGAGCGAACAGCAGCAUGACCCCUCCCCCUCCUCGGCAGUGACAGACAGCUCCUCCUCUCCAGCCUGUGAGGAUGCAGGAGCAGAAGAGGAGAGCGGGAGUGUGGCAGCUUCCCACAGGGAUGCCGCACCAGAGCCCCAGUCACCAAUAGACGCUGCUCAACCCCACAACACAGAGGCCCAGCCGCCUCAGACGGACACUGAUGGCCCCGGAGUGGUGAUGGAGGGAACGGGGGACACUGUGGAUACGGAGCAGGAUGAGGUGGAGCCCGUCCCACACACUAAGCAGGUUCCUCUGGAGCAGGACGUUCCAGAGAAAACACUAGAGUUGGAGCUAGAGGAGAACGGGAACGGAGUGGAGUCGCUGGAUAUUAUGAAUGUGUCCAUGCUGGAUGACAUGGCCAAACGCAUACAGGUGGAAGAGGUGGAUUUAGAAGCUGCUAGCAUCACUAUGAUAUCAUCCAGUGAGGUCAUAGUGAUGUCAUCUCGCAUCGGAAACCCUUAUCAUCUCUUUAACUGCAGUGUUGUCACUGACUUACAGGAAUAUUCUAGGUUCAAUACAAGAUAA